Paramecium tetraurelia is the source of this 1215-nucleotide messenger RNA. RefSeq lists its product as uncharacterized. The record is from RefSeq and is a predicted model, not a curated record. The transcript has a single exon. NCBI's taxonomy places the organism in Eukaryota, Ciliophora, Oligohymenophorea, Peniculida, Parameciidae.
AUGAUCAUACAUAAAGGAAAUAAAAUUUAGAUUGAUAAUCAUCACGAGGAUUUAGAUUAAGAAGUCUUUUCAAUUUGCUAAACUCACAAAUGCUUUUAUCGAUCAUUCUGCACAUUUUGCGAUCCUGAAAAGGAUCCAGAGGAAUUCUAUUGCCAAAGCAGCCAAGAGAAACCUGUAAAUUAUUUUGUGAUGGAUAUUGAAGAAGCAUCAUAUUUUGAUAAUCAAUACUUCAAUGCAGGUAUAUCCAGUUAUGAUCAACUAAUACAUAAGGAUAAAAUAGCUGAGUUGUAAAAAAACAAAGCAAAUGAUCCUAAAGACAUCGCAAUUUAAUUAGGAUUGUAUACAAAAUAAGAUGUGAAACAAUUAAUUGAUAAAGCUGUUCUAGACAAUUGGUAAGAAUAGUAGGAAUUCUCUGUUACCGUUGACUUUUGGGAAAUAAGCAAAACAAAGACCUUUAUAAAUAGAGCGGAGUAAAUUUUAGAAGAUUUAAAUCUCUAAAAUUCUAUUAUCAUUUUUCCAGCCAAGAAAUCCAUUUUGAUUAAGGUAUCUGAAUUAUAUUAGCAAUAAAAUUCAAAAUUUUUGGCCUCCUAUUAAAUCAUAGAUAAGCAGGCUGGUUUACUAAAAGCAGAAACUGCACAAAUUGCUAAAAAAGACUCCCUUCCUGAUUAUGAUGAUCAAAAGGCCUAGUAUAAAAGAAUUUUGAAUGUAUUACUAAAGCCAACCUAACAAUUCCCAUUCCCUGGUGAAAUUGUAUAUUUUGUGGAUUAAUACAAAGACAUAUAUGCUCCAGCUUAAAAGUUUGGUAAAUAAUAAACUCAGUUAAAUAUCUAUUGUAAUCCAAAAGAUGUUAAUAAGUAUUAUAAUACGGCAGGUGUGACAGGAGGUAAAGUGCAUGAAUACUCAUCGUAAGAGAAGAGACAAAUAACACUUAAAUUAAGAGCGAUAAUAUCAAAUAACUUUAUAUUCACGGAAACUUAAUCGGAUAGAUUCGAAAAGUUCUUUACAGAAAUAAACUUCCCAUUUGACUUGGAAUAUGAGUUAAGAGACCCAAGAAAUCACGAUACUUUUGGUUGCUUACAGGUAAUAAUCCAAGACGAAAAUGGUUGUUUUAUUGAACAAAAAAUCCUUGAAAUGGGUUCUAAUAACGAUCUCCAUGAACCAAGUGUAUCAUUAAGUGAAGAAACAUUGAAUUUAACUAUUUUUUCAAAAGAGUGA